Molecule: messenger RNA, 3572 nt
Organism: Pistacia vera
Lineage: Eukaryota; Viridiplantae; Streptophyta; Magnoliopsida; Sapindales; Anacardiaceae
Product: sister chromatid cohesion protein PDS5 homolog B-like
Exons: 22
Coding region: 192-3572 (1126 amino acids)
Biological process (GO): mitotic sister chromatid cohesion; DNA repair
Cellular component (GO): chromatin; nucleus
Source: RefSeq, a predicted model, not a curated record
UCGAGUUGUUGUUCGAAAACGCACCUCUCGACGCGCAAAAAAAAAAAAAAAAGAAAAAAAAAAAAACCAAACCCUCUCGUUCUGUUUCAAAUUUAUCCCCAAGACUCGAUGAGAGACAGGGGUUCAAGUUCAGUUCACUUCAGUUAGCUUCAGUUUCUCAGCUAAACGACGUCGUCUGUGGUUCCGGAAAAAUGCCUGGAGAGCUUGAACAGCAGCUGCAGGAGGUUGGAUCGAAGCUCGAGGCGCCUCCGUCCAACAAAGACGCUCUCGUCAAGCUCUUAAAGCAAGCUGCAACAUGUCUGUCGGAGUUGGACCAAUCUCCACCGGCUUCAAUUUUAGAGGCAAUGCAACCUUUUCUUAAUGCAAUUGUCAAGCCAGUAUUUCUUAAGCAUCAAGAUAAGGAUGUAAAGCUUCUAGUAGCAACCUGCAUUUGUGAGAUAACCAGGAUUACUGCACCUGAAGCUCCUUACAGUGACGAAGUUCUCAAGGAUACUUUUCAGUUGAUUGUGGGUACUUUUAGUGGGUUAAAGGAUACCAGUGGUCCUUCAUUUGGAAGGAGAGUUGUCAUUCUGGAGACUCUUGCAAAAUAUAGGUCAUGUGUUGUGAUGUUGGAUCUUGAAUGUGAUGAUCUAGUGAAUCAAAUGUUCAGUACAUUUUUCGAUGUUGCCAGUGAUGAUCAUCCAGAAAAUGUUUUAUCAUCAAUGCAAACAAUCAUGAUUGUUCUAUUAGAAGAAAGUGAGGAUAUUCAAGAAGAUCUUUUACUUGCUAUAUUGUCUGUAUUAGGUCGUAACAAAAGUGAUACCCCAAAGAGGCUUGCUAUGAAUGUUAUAAAGCAAUGUGCUGGAAAACUUGAAGCUGGCAUAAAACAAUUCCUCGUGUCAUCAAUGUCAGGCGAUAGCAGGCCAGAAAAUAGUCAAAUUGACUACCAUGAAGUUAUUUAUGAUAUUUAUCGUUGUGCUCCUCAGAUCUUAUCAGGAGUUGUUCCAUACCUCACUGGAGAGUUGCUGACUGAGCAGCUGGACACUCGUUUAAAAGCAGUGCAAUUAGUCGGAGAUCUGUUUGCUCUGCCUGGGUCUUCUAACACAGAAGCAUUUCAGCCUAUCUUUUCAGAGUUCUUGAAAAGGUCGACUGACAGAGUAGUUACCGUUCGUAUGUCUGUCCUUGAUCAUGUCAAGACCUGCCUGCUGUCAGAUCCUUUAAGGGCUGAGGCUCCCCAACUUCUCUCUGUCCUCUGUGACCGGCUCCUGGACUACGAUGAAAAUGUACGAAAGCAAGUUGUUGCUGUAAUUUGUGAUGUGGCGUGCCAAGCUCUGAAUUCUAUUCCUGUUGAGACUUUGAAACUAGUUGCAGAGCGUAUUCGAGACAAAUCUCUACUUGUUAAAAUUUAUACUAUGGAGAGGCUGGCUGAGGUUUUCAGAGUAUAUUGCCUGAGGUCCUCUGGUGGUUCAGUAGAUCAUAAUGAAUUUGAUUGGAUUCCUGGGAAAAUUUUGAGGUGUUUCUAUGACAGAGACUUCAGAUCUGAUACAAUUGAAUCUAUUCUAUCUGGUUCCUUGUUCCCAACCGAGUUCUCAGUAAAAGAUAGAGUAAGACUUUGGGUGAGAGUUUUCUCUGGCUUUGACAGAGUUAUGAUGAAGGCUCUUGAGAAGAUCCUUGAGCAAAAACAAAGGUUGCAGCAAGAGAUGCAGAGGUAUCUCUCUCUUAGGCAGAUGCAUCAGGAUGGGGAUGCCCCUGAGAUCCAAAAAAAAGUUUUGUUUUGCUUCCGAGUCAUGUCUCGUUCUUUUGCUGAGCCUACAAAAGCUGAGGAGAAUUUUCAGAUUCUUGAUCAAUUGAAAGAUGCUAAUGUCUGGAAGAUAUUGACGAAUAUUCUUGAUCCAAACGUUAGCUUUCAUCAAGCUUGUUCUAGUCGGGAUGAUUUGCUUAAAAUACUUGGCGAAAAACACCGACUUUAUGAUUUCCUGAGCACUCUUUCUAUGAAAUGUUCGUAUUUACUUUUUAACAAGGAGCAUGUAAAAGAAAUUUUUCUGGAGGUUGCCGUACAAAAAUCCUCUGGGAACGCACAAUAUACACAAUCUUGCAUGGAUAUACUAGGGAUUCUUGCACGCUUCAGUCCAUCUUUGCUGGGUGGCACCGAAGAAGAACUGGUAAAUUUACUGAAAGACGACAACGAAAUUAUAAAAGAAGGUGUCUUGCAUGUUUUAGCAAAAGCUGGUGGGACCAUUCGAGAACAACUUGCACAGUCAUCAAGUUCUGUUGACCUUGUACUGGAAAGGCUCUGUUUAGAAGGAAGUCGGAGACAGGCCAAGUAUGCUGUUCAUGCACUAGCGGCAAUAACAAAGGAUGAUGGGCUCAUGUCUCUCUCUGUUUUAUACAAGAGGCUUGUAGACAUGCUAGAGGAGAAGACUCAUUUGCCGGCUGUUCUACAAUCUCUGGGAUGUAUUGCAGAGACUGCAACGGCAGUUUUUGAAACUAGAGAGAGUGAAAUUGUAGAAUUCAUAAAAAGCAAGAUUCUUGGGUGCGGCAAUAAAAAAGUAGAGAGUGAAGCAUCUUGGGAUGACAGAAGUGAACUUUGUUUAUUGAAGAUUUAUGGAAUUAAAACAUUGGUCAAGAGCUACUUGCCUGACAAAGAUGCCCACCUUCGUCCUGGAAUUGAUGAACUUCUGGGAAUUCUGAGAAACAUGCUUUCUUUUGGUGAAAUGUCAGAAGAUUUAGAAUCAAGUUCAGUUGAUAAAGCCCAUUUGAGGCUGGCUUCAGCAAAGGCAAUUCUUCGUUUGUCAAAGCACUGGGAUCAGAAGAUACCUGUUGAUGUCUUCCACUUGACUGUGAAGACUCCAGAGAUAUCUUUCCUUCAAGCUAAGAAACUAUUCCUGAGCAAAGUUCAUCAAUAUGUAAAGGACCGGCUUUUGGAUGCAAAAUAUGCUUGUGCAUUCUUAUUUAGUAUAACUGAAUCUAAGCCACUUGACUUUGAAGAGGAGAAACAGAACCUGGCCGACAUCAUUCAGAUGAAGGCACGUCAGAUCUCUGUGCAGUCUGAUGCAAAUUCAUCGACAGCAUAUCCUGAAUAUAUUCUCCCGUAUGUGGUUCAUACUUUAGCGCAUCAUUCAUGUCCAAAUAUAGAUGAAUGCAAGGAUGUCAAAGCAUUUGAAUUGGUAUACCGGCGACUGUACUUAAUCAUUUCUGUGUUGAUUCAUAAAGAUGAAGAUGUCAAGUCAGAAGCUAGUAACAACAAGGAGAAGGAGAGUAUUUCUCCAAUAAUCUCUCUUUUUCAUAGUAUUAAGUGCUCAGAAGACAUAGUUGAUGCAGCCAAGUCAAAGAAUUCACAUGCUAUUUGUGACCUUGGAUUGUCGAUCAUAAAGCGUUUAUCACAAAAGGAGGAUGAUACACAAGAGAUGAUUUCAUCCGUCUCUCUGCCCCCAAUGCUGUACAAACCAUAUGAAAAGAAAGAAGGUGAUGACUCUCAGGUAAGUUUUCUCCUGGAAAGUUUUAACCUUUUCUGGCUUAGUCAAAUUUAUGAAAGCCUAGAUUCUGUGGAAGUAAAAGUUGCUCAUUCACUGUCAUUAUUAGGUUGGAUGUGA